AUGACCAUAAGUGGUGGCGGGAACGAGUCGCGCAGCAGCGCAGUCUUCGCCGUCACCGUGGCCAUGAUCACCUGCUCGACCGUUUUCGUUUUUGCUCGCAUGGCCUCUCGUGCUGGAGUCGUCAAAAAGGUCCUUCUAGACGACUACUUUAUGCUCGUCGCUUGGCUCCUCGCCUUUGGUCUCUCCUUCUCUAUAUGCUAUGGCACCUUUGUCGGCCUUGGCCGUCACGAAGAUGACGUGCUUAGCUCGUGGCAAGGCUCACUAAGGAGGUCACAAUAUGCUUUUUCUGUGCUAUACAAUCCUGCAUUGAUGGCUGAGAAGACCUCGAUUCUUGUCUUUUACCUGAGUCUAUCGAAGACUAACAGAACAUUUCGAUGGGCCACUAUAGCGACUCUGUUCGUCGUUAACGCCGCUGGAAUUGCCCUGACUCUGGUCACGUUAUUUCAAUGCAGCCCUGUAGGCGCUGCUUUCAGAUAUCCGGUGCCCGCUGUCCAUCAGUGCACUGAUAUCAUCACCAUCUACCUCUCAUCUGCGCCUGUCAAUAUCAUCACCGAUCUUGCCAUCUUAUUUUUACCAAUGCCCAUCUUGACUUCGAUGCGUCUGCCUAAAAAGCAGAAGACCAUCCUUGUCAUCACUUUCGGUUUCGGUCUCUUUGUCGCUAUCGUCGACAUCGUCCGAAUCGCCUACCUUCAAUCAGCCUCGACCUAUCGUCUCAACCAGAUCCUCAAUUAUCAGAAGGACAGCAGCCCUGGACGUGACUCCGACGUGACGGACUUCUCUUGGUAUGCCUCAUAUUCCUUCAUGUGGUCCGCCAUCGAGGUCAACGUUGGUAUCAUGUGUGCCUGCGUUCCAGCCUUGAAGCCUUUGGUCUCCCGAUUUAUGCCGCAUCUUCUUCGUGACGAAGGCGAUGUUACCGAAAAGCACUCCUCAGUUGACCGAAUGCCAACCUUCGAGAUGGCCGCGGCUCACCGUAUUCCAUCGAUGCCGGAUCCCGCUCAUCUCACAACACAGCCAUCACGCGAACCUGUAGAAGACGGCGAUAUGGACAUGAUGGAUUUCCUCACCACUCCCGACGAUUUACGGAACAACACUCUCGAGCGCUCACAAACCAUGCUGACAAACUCCACGAGAAACACUCGUGCAGAAACGCCAACAUUUUUCGAUUUCGUCAACACCAAGAACAGAAAGAGUUUUGUCCAUAUGACCGCGAGAGAGUCUUUGUUCCCGGUCAUCAUGGUCACUGUGCUCUUCUUCAUAUGGGGAUUUGAAUACGGCCUCCUGGAUGUCCUCAAUAGGCAGUUCCAGGAGAUCUCUCACAUGUCCCCAGGACAGUCUGUGAGCAUUCACAGUGCAUACUUUGCCGGUUACUUCUUUGGACCCCUUACCUUCGGGCGGCUAGCCUUGAGGCAUUACGGAUUCAAGGCUUGCUAUAUCAUUGGUCUCAGCAUAUAUGCUUGUGGAAUCCUCAUCUUCUGGCCUGCUGCUGUUUUGACCUCUUUCCCGGCUUUCGUCAUUGUCAAUUUCAUCGUCGGCCUUGGUCUAUCCACUCUGGAAAUAUCGGCCAACCCGUUCAUCGCUCUCUGUGGUCCUAUGGAAUAUGUUGAGGUCCGAUUGAACCUCAGUCAAGGAUUCCAGGCCAUCGGUACUGUUGUUGCUCCUCUCAUCGCCCAAAAAGCACUUUUCGGUCAAACCAACGAUGCCCCUUCCUUGAUUAAUACUCAAUGGGCUUAUCUUGGGAUUGCACUGUUCACUGCCGCACUGGCAGUCGCUUUCUUCUAUGUGCCACUGCCAGAGGCUUCAGACCAGGAGCUUGAGGACGCCUGCGAGCGUAUGGACAAUGCCAAUUACGCUACAGUCGGUCGCGUCCGAGUCAUCUGGUAUACUCUUGCUGUUGGUGCCUUUGCCAUGUUUUGCUACGUUGGAGCUCAAGAAGUCCUCGCCACCACAUUCGACUCCUACCUGGAGAUUUUGGCCCCUACGUUCAACGAGACCAACUACAUGGCGAUAGGACACACCUUGUUCGCUGUGGCCAGAUUUGUAGCUGCAGGCGCUGGGCUAAUUAUCAAGCCUCGCCUCCUACUUGUGUUCUUCCUUACAGGCACAAUCGUGUUCUCUGCCCUGGCCAUGAACUUCACAGGCUCAACAGCUACAGCAAUGAUGCUUAUGGUGUUCUUCUUCGAAGGUCCCCUCUUCACCCUUAUAUUCGCUCAGAGCAUUCGUGGUAUGGGCAAGUACACCAAGGAUGGCAGUGUCAUCUUAGUUGCUGCAGUUUGUGGAGGUGGUGUCUUCCCUGGGCUAUCCUACGUGGCUAGCCAAGCACAGAAUUCGCAAUACGCCAUGUGCGUCGCCGUGGCAGGCUUCACGGGUGCCACGCUGUUACCCUUCUUCCUCAACCUCAGUCCACUUGCUCGUACCCUCUGUGAUCCACUCAAGGAUCCUAGCGAGGCUACCGAAGAAUCUCUACCAGGCAGCUCGAAUAGUAGUGUCGCCAGCCGAGCCCUGAGCUUCUUCAGCAUUCGCAGGAAGAGCGCAGGCGAAAUGAAAACCGAAUGGCGUGAACGUCAAACCUCAGCAGACAGUUCUGCUUCACCCUGCACCUAUCCAUUAUGA
Molecule: messenger RNA, 2610 nt
Organism: Aureobasidium subglaciale EXF-2481
Lineage: Eukaryota; Fungi; Ascomycota; Dothideomycetes; Dothideales; Saccotheciaceae
Exons: 2
Coding region: 1-2610 (869 amino acids)
Biological process (GO): transmembrane transport
Molecular function (GO): transmembrane transporter activity
Source: RefSeq, a predicted model, not a curated record